GGGCCCUGCUUCCGCUUUCCUGUGCGGCUCGCGCUCCGCUCUCAGCCGACUCGCGGUCAUGGCGGCCACGGCCACGAUGGCGACCUCGGGCUCUGCGCGGAAGCGGCUGCUCAAAGAGGAGGACAUGACCAAGGUGGAAUUCGAGACCAGCGAGGAGGUGGACGUGACGCCCACGUUCGACACCAUGGGCCUGCGGGAGGACCUGCUGCGCGGCAUCUACGCCUACGGUUUUGAAAAACCAUCAGCCAUCCAGCAGCGAGCCAUCAAGCAGAUAAUUAAAGGGAGAGACGUCAUCGCUCAGUCUCAGUCCGGCACGGGCAAGACGGCCACCUUCAGCAUCUCUGUCCUCCAGUGCUUGGAUAUUCAGGUUCGUGAAACGCAGGCUUUGAUCUUGGCUCCAACGAGAGAGUUAGCUGUACAGAUCCAGAAGGGACUGCUUGCCCUGGGCGACUACAUGAACGUCCAGUGCCACGCCUGCAUUGGCGGCACCAACGUGGGGGAGGACAUCAGGAAGCUGGACUACGGGCAGCACGUGGUCGCCGGCACCCCCGGGCGUGUCUUCGACAUGAUUCGGCGCAGAAGCCUGAGGACACGCGCUAUCAAGAUGUUGGUUUUGGACGAGGCCGAUGAGAUGUUGAAUAAAGGUUUCAAAGAGCAGAUCUACGACGUGUACAGGUACCUGCCCCCGGCCACACAGGUGGUGCUCAUCAGCGCCACGCUGCCCCACGAGAUCCUGGAGAUGACCAACAAGUUCAUGACCGACCCCAUCCGCAUCCUGGUGAAGCGUGAUGAACUGACCCUCGAAGGCAUCAAGCAGUUUUUUGUGGCAGUGGAAAGGGAAGAGUGGAAAUUCGACACCCUGUGUGACCUCUAUGACACGCUAACCAUCACUCAGGCUGUCAUCUUCUGCAACACCAAACGGAAGGUCGACUGGCUGACAGAGAAGAUGAGGGAAGCCAACUUCACGGUCUCGUCCAUGCACGGGGACAUGCCACAGAAGGAGCGCGAGUCCAUCAUGAAGGAGUUCCGCUCCGGCGCCAGCCGCGUGCUCAUCUCCACAGACGUCUGGGCCAGGGGCUUGGACGUCCCUCAGGUGUCCCUCAUCAUCAACUACGACCUGCCCAAUAACAGAGAGCUGUACAUACACAGAAUCGGGCGCUCGGGCCGCUACGGCCGGAAGGGGGUGGCCAUCAACUUUGUGAAGAAUGACGACAUCCGUAUCCUGAGAGACAUCGAGCAGUACUAUUCCACCCAGAUCGACGAGAUGCCCAUGAACGUGGCCGACCUGAUCUGAGGAACCCGCCGCGCCGACCCGCUGAUGCCCGCCUGCCCCGUGCUCCCUGGGAAGUGCUGGGGGGCGGUUUCCGGGUGACAGGGUUUGCGUGAGCUCGGCCGCAGUCCCCACGACGGGCCACUUUUCUUACCCAUGUGUAAAUAAUGCUUGGAGUUUUUUUCAUUAAAUGUUUAAAACUUUUCCCAUAAA
Molecule: messenger RNA, 1483 nt
Organism: Hyaena hyaena (striped hyena)
Lineage: Eukaryota; Metazoa; Chordata; Mammalia; Carnivora; Hyaenidae
Gene: EIF4A3
Product: eukaryotic translation initiation factor 4A3
Exons: 12
Coding region: 59-1294 (411 amino acids)
Cellular component (GO): nucleolus; catalytic step 2 spliceosome
Molecular function (GO): ATP binding; mRNA binding; RNA helicase activity
Source: RefSeq, a predicted model, not a curated record